AAAUGGAAUCAAAAUCAAUGACAAUCAGCACUAAAAUACAACAGUCUAACUAUUCUGCACUAUCUAAUCUACCUCGACACAUUAUUAAUUAAAUAAAAAGUGAAGGUAUUAUAACAAUCCAAAGUUAGGUGAAAUGUAUAUCACUGCACCUAACAAAUGCUCGAGAAUAUGGAUGGAAAUGAGAAAAAAUGAUUUUGUGACAGAUGCUCAAUUAAACUUUACGAUUGUGCAAAGAAUCUUUGAAGCAUGUAGAAGUGAGAUCGUAUAAUUAUUGAAACUGUAAAAUGAAAAGGAUUUCUUUGAGCUCUUCGAUUAGGAUAAUGAUGGGUAAGAAUUAAAUGAAUUCCAUUAGAAUUUUGAAUGAAGAUGAGUAGAUUUUGGUGUUUUCAGUCAUCAAAGAAAAAAUGCAUUAGGUUGCUACUGCUUUGUUGAAAAUUUAAGAAUACAUAUUAUUUAAACAGCUAAUGAAAGAAUUGAGAAUUCUAGAAGCAAAUAUUGCAGAUUAUCAAAAUUAAUUGAGAUAACGUAUAUCAAUCAAGGAGAGAAAAGUUUAUAAGGAAAUAGGAUAAGAAAAGCUCGAUGAUUUUUAUGAUAAAUACUAUCAGGAAUUUUAAUAGCUAACAAAGUACAAAGUAGACAGAAGGUACUCAUAUUAUAUUUAUGAAGAGCAUAAUUAAAAAUAUCUUAAGAAAAAGAAUUAGGAUUGUUAGAGGAUCGACUCUCUAAAGAUACAGAAUUAAUGAAGGUGAAACCAAAAAAAAAAUUGAAGGAUCUACAAACACAAGAAAAGUUGGUAAGUCUGGAGGAAAGAGUAGAAGAAGCCUUAGAUUUUAGAAAAGAAUUGAAAGACCUAGAGAAGCAUGAAUAAGACAGAGUGUAUAAGGUUUAAAAAUAUCGCAUCGAAAAAUAACACAGUGAUUUAUUAUUUAAAUAGCAGAAAGAAAGAGAAUAAUUAGAGGGUAAACUAUAAGAAACAGAAUAUAAAUUAAUCAUACAAAUGAAAAAGGAUUAUGAUGUUCUACUUAAGCAAAUCAAUCUACAUAAUAAUGAAAUCACCAGAAUUUAGAGUUUAGCAUCCAAUCAAGCUAUGAAGAAGGGAUUGUAUGAAGGAGAAGCUAAAAGAUAGAAGGUUUAAUCUUAAUUAUAAAAUGCUAUCAUUGCCUAAACUAAAGCUAUAAGUCAACCUGAAUCUAAAAUUAAUGAUCUAGAUUAAUUUCACGAAUCUGAAACCAUUAGAAAAUUAGAAACUCGAAAGAGUCUUUAAUUCGUUGGUUCUCCUGGUAAAGUAAAUAAUAUUGAAUAUCUAAGCCUGUUUAUUCAGAGGAAAGUGAAAAAACUCCUAUGGGUUCUGCAUUUAAUGGAAAAUCUAAGAACUUUUACCAAAUUAGAAAAAUUAUCAAAGAGUCCAAAAACAUCACUCAAUUCUAUAUUAAGAAAAAUUACGGUGCUGUACUCUAAUCAAUAAUUUCUUUAGGAUUUACCAGUCAAUUUUAUUAGGAGUGCCCAUAACAUCUAAGGGGAUUAACAUGAAAAGAUAGAGAGAUUUCUAUCUGUUAAGCGAAAAUCUUAGCAUGAACUCUUACCACCUAUCACUUAAUUGUACGAUGAUGAUAUGUAAGAAAAGGUAUGGUAUCAUAAAAUAUGUUUAGUAAAUUAAAGCAAUAACUUAGACUGAUCAAGAAAUUAAAAGAGAAAAAGCACUUAAAAGAGCAUUUAUUAAUGAAAAACUAUUUAGAAAUGAUUGA
Molecule: messenger RNA, 1745 nt
Organism: Paramecium octaurelia
Lineage: Eukaryota; Ciliophora; Oligohymenophorea; Peniculida; Parameciidae
Source: the annotation of a GenBank genome assembly